Messenger RNA from Vicia villosa (hairy vetch), 1844 nucleotides. RefSeq names its product BAG family molecular chaperone regulator 3-like. Gene Ontology annotation, biological process: protein stabilization. The transcript has 5 exons. Gene Ontology annotation, cellular component: cytoplasm. The record is from RefSeq and is a predicted model, not a curated record. Gene Ontology annotation, molecular function: protein-folding chaperone binding; adenyl-nucleotide exchange factor activity. NCBI's taxonomy places the organism in Eukaryota, Viridiplantae, Streptophyta, Magnoliopsida, Fabales, Fabaceae. The coding region runs from base 471 to 1481 and encodes 336 amino acids.
UCAUUUUUAUAUUCAUAUAUUUUAUUUUUCUCAUUUUCAUCUCCCUUCACCUUUCUCCUAGAACUUCAAGAGAGAAUCAAUUCCUCAUCAUUGGAAUUGUUUACUCUCUCAAUUCCUAGCUUCUCAUUGUUUUCCACUAAUAAAAAUCACUUCUUUUUUUUCAUUCUUGGUUUUAAAUUAUGCUUAAAAUCUCUUAUAGACCCAUCAUAGUUUUUGGUCACAUUUUGCUUUAAAGAUCUUUGCUUUAAGCUUUGGAUAAGUUUAUUUUUGUUGGGUUGGAUUUGUUUUCAUUGAUUCUUCCACCCAAACAAAAAAGUUUCAAUUUUUGUUUUUUUUUUCUCUCUCUUGUUUUGGUGGACUUGUGGAAUGCUUUGGUCAGAGGUUUCUGUAACAUGUUCUAGCAGCCUUUUGGUGAAUUGGUUCUUAUAGUUCAUACCUCUUUUGUUGCAUAGCUGUGAAAGUGAAAGAAGAUGAUGAGGAUGAGGAAUAAUCAUAAUCAUAGUAAUAAGACAAAUGGUGUUUCUUCACCUAUAACCUCAGGUGGUUGCAGAGCUGAACCCGGUUCAAUGGAAUGGGAGAUGAGGCCAGGUGGAAUGUUGGUUCAAACUAGAACCACUAACUCGGAUCAAAACCCGGUUUUGGUUCCUACUAUUAGAGUAAGGGUCAAGUUUGGUUCAAUUUAUCAUGAACUCAAUAUUAGCUCACAAGCCACAUUUGGGGAUUUGAAGAAAAUGUUGUCAGGGCCAACUGGAUUACAUCAUCAAGAUCAAAAGUUGUUUUACAAAGAUAAAGAAAGAGAUUCAAAGGCUUUUCUUGAUAUAGUUGGUGUAAAGGACAAAUCGAAGCUAGUGCUAGUGGAAGAUCCUAUAAGUCAAGAGAAAAGGAUUUUGGAGAUAAGAAAGAAUGCUAAGAUGGAGAAAGCUGCAAAAUCUAUCUCACAAAUCAGCUUGGAGGUCGAUAGACUUGCCGGACGGGUAUCUGCUUUUGAAUCAAUAAUUAGCAAAGGUGGGAAAGUUGUAGAAUCAGAUGUGAUUGGUCUUAUUGAGCUAUUGAUGAAUCAAUUGCUUAAAUUGGAUACCAUAAUUGCUGAUGGAGAUGUCAAAUUGCAAAGGAAAAUGCAGGUAAAAAGAGUUCAAAAGUAUGUUGAAACAUUGGACAUGCUAAAAGUCAAGAAUUCUACAACAAAUGGCAAUGAUGUCCAUACAACAACUCAACCUCAACAAAAGCAUCCAAAUGGAAAAAGAUUGGAAACAAUUCAAGAGCAACAACAACAAGAACAACCUAGAAAAACCUCAAAUGAGGUUUCACUAGAACAACAACAACCACCUCCUUCAGGAGUUGUAGUUACUACACAAUGGGAGACAUUUGAAUUUGAUUCUACCCCACCAUUAAUCACAUUUCCAUCUACAUCCACAACUACUCCUUCAAUGAACAAUAAUAAUUCAGGUCCUCCUAAGUUCAAUUGGGAAUUCUUUGAGUGAUGAAUUACAAUGCCACAUGUUUGAAAUUUGUGUGGAUGUUAUUUGGGUUUGUAUUCCACUUGGAGUGUUAUAUGUUUUACAUUCUUUUUGUGUAUUUAGAUUUGUUUGGCAACCCCUAUAUAAUCUGUUAUUUACUUGGGAAAUAAAUGGGGUUGCUAUGAUAGUGAGUAUCAUAAAAAAAAAAGUUUACUUUUAUGUGAUUAUGUGAUUGAGUCCUAUGAAUUCAUUUGCCAAAUGUUUUGAUAUAUUUUUGAUGGAUAUAUAAAGUUGUGUGUAUUUUGUAGUUUUGUAAAGAGGAAAUUGGAUCUUAAUACUUAAGAGAAACCAAUCCCUUGAUUGGACCAAUUCUACUUGUUCUUUGAA